Megalobrama amblycephala (Wuchang bream) is the source of this 1645-nucleotide messenger RNA. It is a transcript of the gene socs3a, whose product is annotated as suppressor of cytokine signaling 3a. The record is from RefSeq and is a predicted model, not a curated record. NCBI's taxonomy places the organism in Eukaryota, Metazoa, Chordata, Actinopteri, Cypriniformes, Xenocyprididae. Gene Ontology annotation, molecular function: 1-phosphatidylinositol-3-kinase regulator activity. Gene Ontology annotation, cellular component: phosphatidylinositol 3-kinase complex. The transcript has 2 exons. Gene Ontology annotation, biological process: intracellular signal transduction; phosphatidylinositol phosphate biosynthetic process. The coding region runs from base 215 to 844 and encodes 209 amino acids.
GAGAGGCCACUACAAAUAACAGAGAACUUCAGUACGGCGCUGCGAAGAAACACUAACUUCUCUUAACAAGGCAGGAGUUAACGCAGUCAGCCAGAGGAGAGAGACUUACCACUUUGGAUAUUACACAAAAAGUUAUCAUCUACCAAAAGAGACUCAAAGCUUUGAGAGGCUCACCGUAACCAUUCCCGGCAGCUCAAGGUUUGUGCGUAGCGCCAUGGUAACCCACAGCAAGUUUGACAACGCAAUGAGCAGCAGCCUGUUUGACGCAAGCAUGCGGCUGCCGUCUCACCGUUACAAAACCUUCAGCUCCAAGCUUCAGUACCAGAUGGUGCAACACGCCAUCAGGAUGCUCCAGGAGAGCGGCUUCUACUGGGGCUCCAUCAGCGGCAAAGAGGCCAACCACCUGUUGAACUCGGAGCCUAGCGGGACCUUUCUGGUCAGAGACAGUUCGGACAACCGACACUUCUUCACGCUCAGCGUGAAGACCGAGUCGGGCACCAAGAACCUGCGGAUGCAGUGCGACAACAAGUCGUUUUUCCUACAAACGGACUCCAAGAGCAUGCAGUCGGUGCCACGCUUCGACUGCGUGCUGAAGCUCGUCCAUCACUACAUGCCCUCGGCCAGAAGCGCUCUGUCUAUUGGAAACUCUCGGAGCGCCUACUACAUCUACACCGGGGGCGAGAAAAUCCCCCUGGAGCUGUUGAGGCCCCUACCUUGCACAAUGUCCUCCCUGCAGCAUCUAUGCAGGAAGACUGUGAAUGGACAUAUAGAUGUUUCUGGGAAAAAAGAGCAGUUGCCACAACAGCUCAAAGACUUCCUACAAGAGUACGAUGCUCCCAUUUAAACAACAGAGAUGCACUGAUCUGUGGUCUGAGCUAUGUUGAAUGAAGAAACGGGAGGCGAUGAGGGAGCUUGAAGCUAGUCCGAUGAGCCUCAAAGGUCAUGGGCCUUGGAAGCUCGAUGGGCCAAGAUGUAUUGAACUGUUCAUGAGUACAUGGAGUUGGCGAGUACUGUCAUGAGUACUAUCACUGAUGCAUUCUCACAUGACUGAUCUCGAAGCCUCGUUCUUGCCAGUGAAUGCACAUUUGUACUGUUCCUUUGCCUACCAGUGCCAGUAUCUGCGGGCACCAAUCACUGCCUCGAGUAAGCGAGUUCCGCCAAGCAGGGAGACAGCAAGCCAUUUAACCGAAACCAGCCGCCACCGCCUUCUUCCAAGUAAAUAUUUGUGCCUUUCAAGGGAAAAAGGAAGAAGUGAGUAACAGCAUAGCACUGAGGCUGUUGUUGAGAAAUGACUUCUGGGUGGGAACAAAAGAGUCAAAGCAGCUCAGAUAAAACACAUAAAAAUGGACAUUCUGCUUGUACUUGAAAGAGCGACACUUUGAAACAAAAUUUCUGUGUGUUUGUAGUGUUUGUGUUAGGAGCAGUUGAAAUGAGACUGCUGUUUGUUAUUGAAUGUAUUAACAUGUGUGAGUGGUCUUGUGUCUAAAAGAUCACCCAUGUUUCACCUUGUCAUACAAGACAAUGUUUACAUAUAUGAAGAUGAAUUCUUCCAUGUUUUGAUGUAACGUAUUUAUAUUUAUAUAUGAAAAAAACAACAACAACAUUUCAAUAAUUUAUUAAAGAGCACUAUUUUUGUAAAAAUGAA